AAUCAUUCACGAGUGCAAAUGUCGUGAAUAUUUCCCCAUCGGGCGCCGUAGGAAUCAGUAAACACGUUUUUUACAAAUCCCAGACUGGAUACAUAAAAAUGGGAUGAGCGGAAGCGGAUUUUUUUGGUGAAACAAUAAGUGCAACUGGAUUCCCGGUGUCUCAUGUGUCGAACCUGCUCCCUCGUACAACUUCCCAAAAAUUCCACCGGAUAUCAUAGAUGGAAUCGAUUUUACAUACCAUCAGGAAUUACUUCACGAACACAAGUUUUCAUGGAUUUCGCUUCGUGGGACAACCAGGUCGGCACUGGUCCGAAAGGAUCCUUUGGGCUGUGCUUUGCAUGUUGUCGUGGGUGGGCUCGGCCAUACUCAUCAACGCGUCUUGGUACGCCUUCCAAAACCACGCUGUGAGUUUUAUGGUCGAGACUACUUACCUCAAAGAAAACUCGACUUUUCCGGCGAUUUCUGUCUGCGAGGAUGACAACAUGGGUCGGAUUUACGAAGCGGCCGCUGUGAUGUUCGGCGAGGACCACGACUGCAACUUGGACGAAGUGUUGAAAGAGAUUACAUUCUUCAAAGGCACUGCUUACUACAUUAAAGAAUUUUGUACCUCGGGCGAUAUAGAAUGCCCUCUUAACGACUACUCCUCUAUAGCCGAACGCGUGAGAUCUUCUUGCAAAGAUUUAUUCGACACUUGCUUCUGGAUGGGGAAAGAAAUCGAUUGCUGCAAGCAUUUCAUGCCGUUGAACACCGAACUCGGCACCUGCUUCUCAUUCAAUCAGAUGAAUGAAAGAAAGCUGUUCAAAAUGAACGAUCCGGAGGCUAUAAAUACGGAAACGAAUCGUAAAACCGGCCUUCCGAAGCUUGUCAUCAAUUUGAAAGGUGCGACAAAGGUUUACCUCCAUUCGGAGAACGAUGUCCCGUUUUACAACACGAUGACCACGGACACGAUCGUCCCUGUCAUGAACAUGGUGAAGAACUACAGCAUAACGGUGACAGACACGGAGAACCCGGCCGGCGUGAGGGAUCUGACAGUCCAUCAGCGAAAAUGCAGAUUUGGAGACGAGAACUAUUUAAAGUCCGCAGAUUAUUACUCGUACAGUGCAUGUGUCGUGGAAUGCAGGAGGCAGGAGCAGCUCAGGCACUGCAAUUGCACUUCUCAUUUGAUGCCGAAAUCAGACCCUGCAGAGAGGUGCAACAUAACCGGUCUUCUUUGCCUUAAUAACAAUUAUGUCAACCUAUCCGUUCAAAAAACACCAUGGGGUAAAAAGGAUGGGCUAAUUUGCGAUUGUUUUCCGAACUGCAACGAACCUGAAAUUAACACCAUUACAGUUUUAAGCGAUUACAUCGAUGACAACGUGUCUUCUUUGGAAGUGGCGUUUUUCAGAUUCCCGAGUGAACGGUUUAAACGUAACGUUGUAAGGAGCCAUCUGGAUUUAGUUGUAUCCAUGGGUGGAGCGGCUGGCCUGUUCGUAGGUGCGAGCCUCCUCAGCUUUGUAGAAAUAUUGUACUUUUUCAUACUGAGGUCGAAAACUGAGCUGGACGGGGAAGAGGAAAAGAAAGAGAAUACAAACAAAUUAAAAACUCUGGAGAUCCGAGCAAAACCGCUGCCUUUACAAGAUCGUAACACCGUCAUUACAAGAAACGGCUAUCACACAAGUUCCAAUUAUAUAUCAUAAAAAAAAAACACUUGGAAAAUAAAAAAAUAGAUACAUUUUUAACUGCAUAGAAGACCAUUUUAUGAAUAAAAGUG
Molecule: messenger RNA, 1750 nt
Organism: Cimex lectularius (bed bug)
Lineage: Eukaryota; Metazoa; Arthropoda; Insecta; Hemiptera; Cimicidae
Product: sodium channel protein Nach
Exons: 10
Coding region: 219-1676 (485 amino acids)
Biological process (GO): sodium ion transmembrane transport
Cellular component (GO): membrane
Molecular function (GO): ligand-gated sodium channel activity
Source: RefSeq, a predicted model, not a curated record